AAAAGCACAGGCUUACUUUUUUGCUCCCGUUAAAGUUUUCAAAUAUAGAUAUAAAUGGAUCGUUUUGAAGAGAAUAAUUUACAACUCUGUCAUAUCAGUUCUUUUUAUCCUUCUUCUAUUCUCUGUCUCUCUUUUACUAACUUGCUCGAUAUCCUCUCUGAAGAGAUACCCUCUUUGACGUGAGGUCAUCAAGGGGAAGGUUGAGAGAGAGAGAGAGAGAGAGAGAGAGAGGGUGGAGAGUCUCGACAAAGUGUUAACUACUCGGAAAGAAUACGAACGAGAGGGUGACGUGGGUCGAUGUUAAAAGCGAUACACACUUAAAAGCAACCAUUCAGAGUCAAUUCAACUUGUAUGAAACUUAUUGUCACGAUAAGAUAAAAUUUAACGUCGAAAAAUGACUAUGGACGGAAUUAAGACUGAAACUAAUAGAAAUGGUGCUACUCAACAAGAGUGUGCCGGAUGUGGAAAAGCAAUAACCGAAAGGUAUUUAUUAAAAGCGCUAGACAUGCUCUGGCACGAAGACUGUUUAAAAUGUGGUUGCUGCGAUUGCAGACUUGGCGAAGUAGGUUCUACUCUUUAUACAAAAGCAAAUCUUUUACUAUGCAAGCGGGACUAUCUCAGACUUUUUGGAAAUACCGGACAUUGUGCUGCUUGCAGUAAAGUUAUUCCUGCCUUUGAAAUGGUUAUGAGGGCUAGAACUAAUGUUUAUCAUCUCGAGUGCUUCGCGUGUCAACAAUGUAAUCACAGAUUUUGUGUCGGCGACAGAUUUUACUUGUGUGACAAUAAAAUACUUUGCGAAUAUGACUAUGAGGAAAGGCUUGUAUUUGCAAAUUUGGCCCUUCAUCCACCGCCAAAUGCAACAAUGGCACAUAUUAAAAGACAAGUUAGUCAUCUCCAACCACCUGCAGUUGCUGGAGGUGGCGGAGGAGGAGGUGGAGGUGGUCAGAGACAGGUGAAUGGUGAAACAGUUCCAGGUCAUAAUGGUUAUCCAGUGCCGACAUCUUCAAGUGGACACACUCCUAUUAAUUUGAUAAAUAAUAAUUUAAAUGGAAUUAAUGCACAAUCAACAUUUGAAGCUAAAUGACCAUCAAAGUAGACUAAAAGGAAUAAUCGAAUUUUAAUUCGAGAAUAAAUGUGGCCAAAAAUUUGAACUUUUAAACAAAAAAUUAGUUCAUUUUGAAAUGACUGAUUCUUAUAUUUAACAAUUAUACACUGUUAAAUAAGUGAAAUAAUAAUAGGUUUUUUUUUUCUUUUCUAUAUAAAAAAUUUUGCCCUCGCUAAAAAAAAAAAUUAACUAAUCUUUCAAAAUUUAUUGAAAUAUUUAUAUUUUUUGUUUCUAAGAAAAAAAAAUUCAGAAUUAUCGUACAAAAAGUAAAAAUAAAAAAUUUAUUCUUUUUAUAAAACAGAAAUUUUUUUUAUAAAUAUUUUGUUUAGAAACUUAAUACAGAUGAAUUAAAAAAGAAUAUUGUUUAAAAAUCUUUUUAUGAAAAUGAUAAUUCUGAAUUUUAUUUCUAAAAUUCUUAUAGGAAAUAUAUAUAUAGAUAUAAUUUAAAAAUGUAAUGAAAGAAAAUUAGUUCUGAAUAUUUUUGAAUGCUAAUGCUGAAAAAAAAGGUAGUUUCUAAGUAGAUACUCGCUAAGAAUGAAUUUGGUGCUCUUUAGAAUAAAUAUUUUCAAUAUGGUUCUUAUAUUUCGUAGAUAUUUUAUAAACAAUUUCUAAUAAUAAUUAAAAAUAUAAUUUUUUCAAGAACCAAUGAGAAUUUAAAGAAAAAAUAUCUUUUUACCAAAUAACAAGAACCAUAUUGUUUAUUAAAUAGAUAUUAAACUGGAAUCUUCUUAUUCAAAAUAAGAUGUUAAUCCAAAAAAAUUUUUAGCAAAUUUUCACAAAGUAUUUUACGAUUCAAUUUUUUUAAUUUUAAAAAAAAUAGUCAAUCAUUUUUUUUUCCGAUAAAGAA
Messenger RNA from Leptopilina boulardi, 1952 nucleotides. Its product is annotated as LIM domain only protein 3-like. The coding region runs from base 395 to 1084 and encodes 229 amino acids. NCBI's taxonomy places the organism in Eukaryota, Metazoa, Arthropoda, Insecta, Hymenoptera, Figitidae. Gene Ontology annotation, molecular function: transcription coactivator activity; DNA-binding transcription factor binding. Gene Ontology annotation, biological process: positive regulation of transcription by RNA polymerase II. The transcript is spliced from 6 exons. Gene Ontology annotation, cellular component: nucleus. The record is from RefSeq and is a predicted model, not a curated record.